Messenger RNA from Corythoichthys intestinalis (scribbled pipefish), 3572 nucleotides. RefSeq names its product ATCAY kinesin light chain interacting caytaxin a (gene atcaya). The transcript is spliced from 13 exons. NCBI's taxonomy places the organism in Eukaryota, Metazoa, Chordata, Actinopteri, Syngnathiformes, Syngnathidae. The record is from RefSeq and is a predicted model, not a curated record. The coding region runs from base 632 to 1726 and encodes 364 amino acids. Gene Ontology annotation, biological process: apoptotic process. Gene Ontology annotation, cellular component: cytoplasm.
GGGGAGAAAGGGAUGCUGUUGCCAGGGAACACUGGCGACAACGAGAACCACUGAAAACAGCAGCAGGAUUAUAACAGAGAUCAGUGUUUCUUUUGCUCAAGUUACUGCAGGAUUAAAAGAAAGCCUCUCCAGUGGGAAAAUCUGGAUGUACUCAAUAGAAGCAGCCUCAGAAGAAAAGGAAUAUUUGGAGCCAGUAUUGAAACGAGUAACAAGAUCAUGAUGCUACAGCCGUUGGACUUUGACUGCAGAAUUUGGUUGGGCUAUCAGGGGUAAGAAGGAGCCUGUCGACUCAAUCUUCAAGGCGAGUCUUUUUCCUAACAAAGGUGGACAGAGACGAAGGAAAGGAGACGAGGAGGGUAGAGAGGGGGGUUCCACACAGAGGUGCCUCCUGUCCUCGAGCACCUGCUGCUGGCUAGCGCCUGACAUUGAGGACACUGUCUGUGUGUCUGCAUGAGUGUAUGUGCAUGUGAAGUAGGGCAAGAGAAGACAAAUUAAUUUGUGUCAGUUUGGAGGAUCGAGUCAAUGUUAUAGGAGGAGAAAGGACGUACACACAUACACGGACAGACAGACCAUCGUAAGAAUUUGAAGGAGGUCUCCAACAUCACAUGCCCCCUGUUCUCCUUCCUGAGGGAUGGGAACCACAGAAGCAACUUUACGAAUGGAAAACAUGGAAGUGAAAGAUGAGUGGCAAGAUGAAGACUUCCCCAGACUUCUACCUGAGUACGGGGACAUGGACUCCUCUUGUGGCCUCACAGACAACAGAUCACCUCCCAAUUCCCUAAAUGUGAGCCCACCUGGAGGAGGCGCUGCAGUGUCUUCCUCGCGUCGAACACGUCGUACAUUGGUUGCCCCGGAGAUGAACCUGUCCUUGGAUAAAAGCGAGGGAUCUCUGCUGUCAGAUGACUUGCUGGACACACCCGAUGACUUGGACAUCAAUGUGGACGACAUCGAUACACCAGAUGAGACUGAUUCGCUGGAGUUCAUCACUAAUGGCAACGACCUGGAGUGGGAAGAUGACACUCCAGUGGCCUCAGCCAAAGCAGGUCCAACUGGUGGUUCGGGAGACUUGGAGGAAGAGGGAAAUGCCAACAAUGGACGUCUCUGGAGGACGGUGAUCAUUGGAGAACAAGAACACAGGAUUGACAUGCAGAUCAUCCGGCCCUAUCAAAGAGUCAUCACCCAUGGAGGUUAUUUUGGGGAGGGCCUGAAUGCCAUCAUUGUAUUCUCUGCAUGCUACCUGCCUGACAGUAGUAUUCCAGAAUACCACUACAUUAUGGAAAACCUCUUCCUGUAUGUGGUGAGUAGUCUUGAGAUGCUUGUGGCUGAAGAUUACCUGAUCAUCUACAUGAAUGGAGCUACACCCAGGAGUAAAAUGCCUGGAAUUAGCUGGCUAAAGAAAUGCUACCAGAUGAUUGACAGAAGGUUGAGGAAGAACUUGAAAUCUCUGGUCAUUGCUCAUCCUACCUGGUUCAUUCGCACUGUACUGGCUAUCUCCAGGCCCUUUAUCAGUGUGAAGUUCAUGAAUAAGAUCCAGUAUGUUCACAGCCUGGAUGAACUUGCCCAAAUGGUACCCAUGGAGCAUGUACAUGUCCCGGAAUGUGUUGUGCAGUUUGACGAGGAGAGAAUUAAAGCCCGACGGGAAAGAAUGGAGCAAGAGCAGAGACAGCAACAGUCCGUCCCUCAGUCAGAGAGGCCAAAGUCAAUGAUUGUAGAACAAGGAUUAUAAAAUGUGAAAAACCUUCUUACUUAAGUGUGCCACAUGGAAGUAUGACUGUUCAUCUAAGCUCCAAGAUCCAACGUGUCCACAUGUGCGUAUCAUUUUUUUUGACCACAGUACAGUGGCAAAUACAACAUCCCAUCCUUUUCACCCCUUUAUCGAAAGGGAUUCAUUCACAAAUGUAACAUUUGAGAAUUUCGGGGGAAAAAAUUGCACUUUAAUGUUGGAACGUUUGCCGUACACGAGUCACUGGAAAACUGAGCAAAGAUGUACAAGUUGAUCAAGUGAGAUACAAGCAAAAGAUCAUUGGAUGUAAAUACUGCAAUAUAAUGUAUUUGUUUUGCUCCAUACUGUACAUCCUAAAACCCUUAUGAGCUUUCUAUUUUUGCUGUACUGACCUGAGAAUUGAUCAUGUUAAUAUGCACUGGCAAGGCCAUUUUCUCUGACCUCCAUCUGUUCUUAGACACCUUAUCAUGUGCCUCUGUCUGCUCGCGUGUGAAACGUGGAACUAUUAGCCCAUGCAGAUGCUCUUAUUAAAUUAUGUACUGUACUGUAUUUAACCCCUUUUUUGGCCUAGAGCUAAGAAAUAACACAACAGAACAACACUCAAGUUAAUCAUCCAGGAACCCUCCAAAAAUGCAAACAAAGAUCAGUAGAAACAAAAUGCAGGCUCCUUGGAGGAGGUUAUAAACACAGCUGUUAUAAGCCCAUCUGUGCACUUUUGUGGUGUCAUUAUAAAUUAAACACAUCAACAGAUGGGUUUAUGAUUACAUUGUACUGUAUUAAUGCUGCUCAUAUCAAAAUAUGAAUGAAUCAAUGUGUUCCUACUUCUGCAUAGCAUGUUUAUGAUCCUACAAAUGUAUUCAAUCUAAAAUAUGCUAUUUUCACUUAGUUUUGCUUUUUUUUGUCUGUUGGAUUUCACAUUUUGCACGUCUUAAAAGCACAUUCAGAUUUUUACUCACAUUUUGUUUUUAUAAAUGGAAACUAAAAGUUCUCCAAUGAAGAACAUUCUGGGAAGAACAAACACAAAAAAAUCUCUUAGUAUUUUAAUGUCAACUUGUUCAUUAUAAUCACAUUUUUUCAGUUAAAGACAAAACUUUAAUUGUUUUGCUUGUCUGACAAACUUUUUUGGUGCCAGUUUUCUGAAAUAUCUAAUUUUAUGGAGAGUAUUUUCCCCCUUUCUGCUCUUUCCUGUCUUCCAUUAGUGCAACACUUACAGUAGCAGGAUGACAUCAAUUAUUAUUUUUCUAAUAAAUCAUCAUCAUUGUGUUAGUUUUAAACAUAGAGUUAUAGUGAUUGUUUCCGAAAAUAUAUUUUGUUUUGUCAGUGGGCACUUUUGUAUAAGAGGACGGGCUAUCAAAUUGACAAUUUUUGCAAGAGAUCAAAUUCUGUAAUUGUCUCAUAUUUAGGGACUUCACUGUCUAUCUUGAUUCUUUGAAAUGUUUUAUCAGGCCUGAUGUUCCAAACAAUAUUUUGUUUUUGUUUUGCUGAGUGCCUAAUUUUGAUGUCAUUGGGAAAAAUUUAUUUCAAUAAUUAUAAAUACGUAUAUAUAUACACAUUCAUAUAAUAAAUAUGACAAUUAGACUCAUAAUAUUGUAUGUAGCUGAACUAUGUGCUAUGAUAUUUCAAUGCUGUAUGGACAAACAUGAACUUUCUAAAAUGAUUUUCAUUUUUUGGGGGUGGAUGAUUGAGAAUGAUUUUCCUUUUGACCAUAAAAGCACAAUAUAGACUGACUCUGGUUAUUUUUGCUAUUUUGAUUUUUAUGAAAUGUGUUGGUUUUGUUGUUCAUAUAGUUUGAUGAUUACAUCUGCCAUGGGAAUAGAGCUAAUAAAUAGUCCAUGCCUAAAAUCCAUUU